AUGGAUCUUACCCUCCGCUUCCAACGCUCCUGUAGCAAGGCCGAGAUCGCCUCAGUGGGCAUCUCCCCUUCUACCUCAGCCGCCUUCGCUAUCUAUACAGCAGCGCAAACUGCCCAAUCCUGGAUCGACGUCUUCGACACCAAGACUCAGAAGGGCUACUCCAAGACAAGCGGCUCGCGUGCUGUAUUCUCUCCUGGUGGAUCCCGGUUGGCCACUGUUCGAGACUGGACAGUUCAGCUCACUGGUGCUGUGGACUUUCACCACUCCAGUACUGUGUUCGUGAGGGAUUACGCAAGUGGCAAGACGGCCUGUGAACUCAAGGAGGCGAAGGGUGAGCCCAUUGCUUGGAGCCGCGACGGAAAAGUCAUUGCUGUUGGGGAAGCAAGGGACCGUAUCGGAGUCUGGGAUGUUAAGAACGGAACUCGGAUCGGCAAGGUUCUGGGCCACAUCGACGCAGUAACACACGCCGAAUUUCUCCCUGAUCACAGCCUGGUCACCAUCUCGCGCGAUGGGACACUGCGAAUCACAAACAUAGCGACUUGCAAGACGAUCCGCCGCCUCGAAAUUGACGGCUCGAACAAUCCCCGGGCUCUAGCCGUCAGCCCUGACGGACGCCGCAUAGUCUCGAUUUGGGGAACGAAUGUCCACAUUUGGGUGCCCUCGGUCAACGACCUGACGUCCUACAAUCUCAAUGCCGUACGCCGCUGCGAGGGAUGGCCGCUGGCUAUCUCGCCCGAUUGUCGAUACCUGCUCUGCAGGACUGAAGACGGCUUCGAUAUCAUGGACGUGGCGACGGGAACUGUCGUGUACGAGGAGGCCACGGAGGAGAUGGUAAUGUCUGGUGCUUUUGCAGAGGAUGCGAAGACCUUGGUUCUUGGACGGAUGGACGGUGUUAUAGAGGUUCGGGAUGUUUUUGACAGGAGGGCUUGA
Molecule: messenger RNA, 930 nt
Organism: Fusarium sp. VM40
Lineage: Eukaryota; Fungi; Ascomycota; Sordariomycetes; Hypocreales; Nectriaceae
Source: the annotation of a GenBank genome assembly